AUGGGUCAAGGUCUUCAUGUAAAAACUAUUCAAGUAGCGGCUGAAAUAUUACAGAUUGAUGUUAACCUAAUUCAUAUUAAUGAUAUAGCAACAGAUAAAAUACCAAAUACGUCAUCGACAGCCGGAUCAGCAUCCUCAGAUUUAUAUGGACAAGCAACUAAACAGGCAUGUCAACAAAUAAAUGAGCGAUUAAAACCAUUAAAAGAAGAAUUUCCGACAUAUAAUUGGUUUGAAUUAAUAAGCAAAGCAUACUAUGAACGAAUAAACCUAUCUGCAGAAGGCUUUUAUAAAACAUCUAAUGUUACCGAUGUUGAUUUUGAAAAUAGUUUUGCGUCAUAUCCAUAUUUUACAACUGGUUGCGCUUGCUCAGAAGUUGAAAUUGAUACAUUAACAGGCGAUUUUCAUAUUUUAAGAACAGAUAUUCUUAUGGAUUUUGGCUUAUCAAUGAAUCCGAAUAUUGAUGUUGGACAAAUCGAAGGUGCAUUUAUGCAAGGAGUCGGUAUGGUGACAAUGGAAGAAUUAAUAUGGGGUGAUGAGCAACACAAAUGGUUAGAGCCAGGGUCUUUAUUCACCCAAGGACCAGGAACAUAUAAAAUACCGUCGUUUAAUGACGUGCCAAUUGAUUUUCGUGUUAGUUUAUUUAAAGAUGCACCAAAUCCAUUUGCCGUUUUCUCAUCAAAAGGUGUGGGUGAACCAGCAUAUCCUUUAUCGAACACUGUUUUCUUUGCUAUUAAAAACGCAAUUGAAUCCUAUCGUCGUGAUAAUGGUUUAAAUAAGUGCUUUGUAUUAAAUAGCCCAGCAACAUGUGAAAAAAUACGUAUGGCAUGUGCAGAUGAUUUUACAAAGCAAAUAGUUGGUGCAGAAAAAUAUGAAAAUUUUCAACCAAACGGAAGUUUUUGA
Didymodactylos carnosus is the source of this 900-nucleotide messenger RNA. NCBI's taxonomy places the organism in Eukaryota, Metazoa, Rotifera, Eurotatoria, Philodinida, Philodinidae. The record is from the annotation of a GenBank genome assembly.